Molecule: messenger RNA, 967 nt
Organism: Chenopodium quinoa (quinoa)
Lineage: Eukaryota; Viridiplantae; Streptophyta; Magnoliopsida; Caryophyllales; Amaranthaceae
Product: protein FAR1-RELATED SEQUENCE 5-like
Exons: 2
Coding region: 1-828 (275 amino acids)
Source: RefSeq, a predicted model, not a curated record
AUGAUAAGCAACAACGAACAAGUUGAGAGUCAAUCAAGUACCAUCACAAAUGUGCCAACUACUCCUACAAUAGUAGUUUCUCCUAAAGUAGCACCUUUGAUCACUCCUGGAGGAACAAAAGAAUGGCAUCCAAUAUGCCCCAAUGAGUUGAAACUAGCUAUAGGGAUGAAGUUUAAUAAUCUUGAAGAGGGGCUUGAAUUUUAUAAAGGCUAUGCAUUUUCUUCUGGUUUCAAUACAAGGAAGUCUACAACUAAAAGACAAAGAAGAAGCAAAGAAUUAAAAUAUCAGUAUAUCUUGUGCAAUAAGGAAGGAUACAAAGAAAAAAGAAAGACUACUGUAGAAAAAGAUUUAAAUAACAAGGAAGGGGAAAACAAUGAAGAAAAAUCUUCAAUCAAAAGGAAGAGACUCGUUACUCGUGUUGGGUGCAAGGCACAUAUUAUCCUAAAGCAUUGUGAUGAUAACACAUUCAUAGUGACAAAAUUUCAUGAGGGACAUACUCAUGCACUUUAUACACCUAGCUGCAAUCUAUUCCAAAAAGAAGGAAGGAAAAUGAACAUUUUACACAAAAAAAUAAUUGUGAAUAAUUCUAAGGUGAAUAUUGGUCCCGUUACAACUUUUCGAAUGAUGAAGGAAAUUGUUGGAGGAUAUGAAAACAUUGGUGCAUCUAAGGAAGAUUUCAAAAAAUUUCAUAGAGAUUUAAAAGCAUACAUUCAAGGAAGCGAUGCUCAAAUGUUCGUGGAUAACUUUACCAACAAAAAGCUGAUGUGGAGCGCUUUUUUCUUUAAUUUUGAGAUGGAUGAAGAUUAUUGCCUUUGUAGAGCAUUGUAGGCAGACCCCCUUUGUAAAAAGAGUUAUGCUCUAUUUGGUGAUAUGGUAUCCUUUGAUACCACAUACCAAACCAAUAGGUAAUUCAUUUAUGUGUUAUUACUAGCUAUGGCUGAAAUUAAUGACUUUGUUUUAAAUAAAA